AUGUCCCAGUUUCUUGAUAUACAUCAGAAUUUAGCUGUGCCUCCUUCGCUGAAACGUUAUUGGAUUCAUCGGAAUCUGAAGAGUUGUCAGGAAUAUCAGAUUCCGAUCCCCGGACGAGCGGAGUUCGCGAGCACAGCAAACUUGUGGGGAGACUCCGGGCCUUAUAAAAGGACGAGCGGAAUUCGCGAGCACAAGUCUGACUCUCUCAAAGAAACAGAAAAAUACUUAUCUGCAAAAAACGUGAAACAUAAAGGCAUAGAAUUUAAUUGGCCAUUUAUAUUAAGAAGAGACAUAUUGGAAUUAAUCACCUGA
Molecule: messenger RNA, 312 nt
Organism: Acaulospora colombiana
Lineage: Eukaryota; Fungi; Glomeromycota; Glomeromycetes; Diversisporales; Acaulosporaceae
Source: the annotation of a GenBank genome assembly